Nezara viridula (southern green stink bug) is the source of this 894-nucleotide messenger RNA. The record is from the annotation of a GenBank genome assembly. NCBI's taxonomy places the organism in Eukaryota, Metazoa, Arthropoda, Insecta, Hemiptera, Pentatomidae.
CUUACAAAUAAAUCAUUUUGACGGCUUUCCAAACAGUUUUUAUUUUUUACAACACAAACUGUUAGAAACUAGAAGAUUCAAGGAAAACAUUUAGAUCUUUAAUUUAGAUAAGAUAGGAAAAUAUACUUCCAUCCAUGUAUAUAAUUGUUAAUAACAAGAAACAAGUCAGUUCAGUUAAUUCUUAUUAACAUUGUGCAACGGAUCAUGUCGAAUUAUUAUCUGCCUGGCAAAUCUUUAGCUAUCGAAUUAUUUAUCGUUUUGGGAUUACUGAACAUUUGUGGUGGUGUAGUAUUGUUCGGACAAUGUCUCGGCCCUCCGGUAGUUCAAACUUUUGAACCAGGAAAAUUCUUCAGCGGAACCUGGUAUGAAAUCCAGAGCUACGGCAACGAACUUUUUCAAGGAUUUGGAACUUGUUCAGGUUUGGUGUCAAGAGUUACGGAAGAUAAUCAGAUAGCUUUGAAAACAUACAGUUAUCAACCAAUAUUGCAAAAUUAUAUUACUAUUGAUGGUAGGAGUGACACAAAAAGUAUAGUAAAUGGCGUAGCCACUUUACCCAUUAGAUUCGAUAUAUAUGGAGGUUUGCUUAGCAAUAGCUACCAAGCUCAUAUUAUUGACACCGAUUAUGACAAUUUCGCAGUUGCUUAUUUGUGCCAACAACGCUUUUUCAUAAAAAGUGAAAUGGCCUACGUGUUAUCAAGACAACAAAAUUCCCUAAAUAAUCAAUUUUCAACCAGAAUCAAUAACGCAUUGUACGCAAUAGGACUUACCACGUCAAAUUUAUUGAACAGUAUUAAUUCUAACUGUGGAACUGAUCAACCAAUUGUGUAAGCUCACAUUUCAUUUUGACUUUCUAUAAAGACUGUAGAUUAUUAAUAAAUGAUACCGAAAAUUUGA